AUGAUUGUAUCUGGCUCACUGGGACGUCAUUUAAUACCGAAAAUUUAUGCGUUGCCGCAAAUGGAUUCCAUUUAUGUCUUCUGUCAGAAUCGAUCUGUUCAUCAACAAUGGGCUACAACUAUAUCAAAGGUAAAAGGUAUAUACACACAGAUUGAACCGAUUUCUAAAUCACUACAAAUUGAUCGUGAACGAUGUGAUCAAGCUACGAUAUCAAUCAGUUUUUGUGGCAUUGAUCCGUCGUUUAUGUACAUGCAAUUGUUGAAAGAGGCUAUUUUAGAAAUUGAUGAUGAUGACGACACUAAAUGCACCAAAGAACUUGUUGAUUACUGUCGUAUUCAUGAUGAUAUUCCUGAAGACGAGAUUAUAAAGAUUGAACGAAAAUAUCAUCGUUAUUCACCCAUUUGGUGGUAUACGGCUCCAUAUUUUAUUAACUCAAUGCUUAAUCGAGGUCUUCGAUUACUAGAUGUCAAUAUUAUACUCAAAAUGGGUUUCUUCAUUAGACACUUACAUCGAAAUAUUGAAGAAUUACAUUGUGAACGACAACUUGCAACUACAACAACGACAAAUCCUUUCCAAGUAUUUCGAGGACAAGGUUUAUCUAUGCAAGACUUUGAAAAAAUGAAGCAAACAAAAGGAGGACUGAUGUCUUUUAAUAAUUUUCUUUUAACAAAUCGUAAUCGUAAAAUUUCGCUCGAACAAUAUGCACGACCGGCAGCAGUCAAUCCUGAUUCAGUUGGCAUACUCUUUGUUAUGGCCAUCGAUCCGAUACUCUGUACAACAUCAUCGACUACUUUUGCUGACAUCAAAAAUAUCAGCUACAGCAAAGGACCAAUUUUAUCUAAUGGACAAAUACAAGUAGAUGAAGUUAAACAAAAUGAAUCAUUUGCAUAUGAACAUGUAUGUUGUAUAUUACAUAAAGAACCAGAAUAUCCUUGA
Molecule: messenger RNA, 936 nt
Organism: Rotaria sp. Silwood1
Lineage: Eukaryota; Metazoa; Rotifera; Eurotatoria; Philodinida; Philodinidae
Source: the annotation of a GenBank genome assembly